AGACUGAGCAGUUUAAAUUUGAAAGGUUCUUCAACGUCAAUACUUUUCGCGGAACGUUCGAAUCGACGAAUCAACGUUGAAUUCGAUUGUUGACGUUUCAAACAGAUUCGCCCGAUGAAACGUCACACCACGGCACUUUGAAAAUGGAGGGCGCACCAACAUGGAAUUUGGUCGUGGAAAACAACCAACUGUUCCUUCUCGUAAACGAAAAGAAAGCUGUAGAAUGCAAUGGAAAAAAUCUAGUAGUGGAGCAAGUUGGUCAUGGCAAAUCAACAAAUGAAAUUAGGGUAAAGUUAAUUGGAGUAAAGCUUGGGCGGAAUCUGUUUCUUAGUAAUUUGUAUGUAAAAUCAGAAUACCAAGUUAGAACAGUGACAGAAUUAAUAGAAAAAAUAGCAUCAACAUGUCCUUGGAUAGAGAUUUACAGUCGAAAAAGAAAAACAGACACAAAAGAAAAGGAGACCAGCACAAAAAAAACUAAAGUGAUCAUAGAUGAGAUAGACACUAUAGAUUAUGUAAUGAAAAAGCUAUCACCCAUACCAAUGGGAAACAACUACCUGGGAAAAUUUGAAGUUAAUAUAUUAACAUUAAUGCCUCCACCAGAAAAAUAUUUGGUUAGAAAAGUGAACCAUGAUUGGGUGAGACUGCUCAGACAAAAAAUAGAAAAAUAUCCAAAUGUUGUUUCAACAAUUUUCCCAGUACUGAUAGAUCCGUUGCAGGUGAAGGAAAGAUCAGAAUUUUCAGCAGAAAAGUUAUCCACAUACCAGCUAUAUACUUUAGGUGGAAAUCAUUUAAGAACUGCCAUGCAAAAUCUGGCAAAGGAAGCCUAUCUGGAUGAAAUUAGAAAUGUACAGAUCCAUCUCUACUUUGAAUUGAAUGAACAAGAGGCAAUGACUGUUUCAAAUAGUCACAAUGGCACACAAGCUUAUCUCAAACCAACAUUUCAGGACACUGUUUACCAGGCUUUAAAACUAAAAGAAGCAAACAAAACAUCUCUUCCAGCAAGUGUGGCACAGAUGCUUUCUGAAAUAGAAAUGAAGGAAGUUGCAAAGGAAAGUGUUGGCACCAUUGUCAGUGUGGCAAACUAUGGACAAGUUAACAUGAAAUUGUAUAAUUUGCUUGUCACAAAAUUUCAACAGAAAAAUGGAAGUUUUAAAAGCAUCCCUCAGAAUCUAUUCAAAGAACUUCAAGGCAUCAAAGAUGAAGACAGGACAUCUUUUCUUCAAGAUGCCCUUGACAAGUCAAUUGAAGUGUCACUUAGAAAAGUUAAACUUGCAAAGAAAAGAAAAAAAUUAGAGGAGUGUAUGAUGAAAAUAACAAAAUGUAAAACUCCAGAUUCAUGUAAAGAGAUAUAUCCAGACCAUUGGGAUGGAAUUGACAGAUUUAUAGGAUUGGAAAUAACAAAGAAUGUGAUUCCUGCAGUAUUUGUAGAAUAUUGCCAGGAAGCAUCUGAAACUGCUGAUUUGGAUGAUUGUGUGCUGAAGGAUUUUAAUCCUGAAAUUAAAUUCACAGUGACUUUAAAUGGAAAAGAUAUAACGCAAAUUCGUAACAUUGAAACAAUCCUGAAUACAUAUAAAAAAAAGGCUUUCUUGAAAUUAGUAAAAAAACAAAAUGAAAUACUUAAGGCUGUUGAUGAAUCCAUAUGUACUGAAAAAGAUGACACCAUGACCAUCAGUAACGACUCGGGUUUUUCUGAUACAAGUAUUGAUAUAAGUGACAGCGCUUUUAUUCAAGAUGAAUCUCUUACAGAUUCACUCACUGAUUUGUUGAAUGAAAGUAAUGCUGAAACACAGCCGCCAGAAAACUGUACAUCACAAGACUUAUUCAGCAAUUGAAAAUAAUUGAUAUUUUGUACAAUUUAAGGUGGUACACAACACUUUCACUCAAAUGCAUUUGGCUUCUUUAAUUUUCAUUAAAUUUUGACGAAACAUUUACUUUGACCUGCUCAGAAAAGUAUAAAAAGUUAUAGAUUUUGAACCACAUAAUUUACGGGCAUGAUGUCACUGGAUAAUAUAGCAGUAUGACAUCAUUGAGAAGCUUAAUUUCUCUUUACUAUUAGUACAAGAUUAAAAUGUUCAGUUGAUUUUUAAAGAGUUGUCUCCCUGUAGUGUUACGUACCACCUUAAUAAUUUUUAAUAUUUUAUAAAUCAAAUGUGUACAUAAAAAAUGUAAAAUGGUAGAAAUAAAAUUACAACAUAUGUAAAUUAUUCAUCUCAUAUAUAUUUUGUAAUACAAAGUAAAACUAUUCUGUAUCAAACUAGCAUGUUUUAUAUGUACUGUAGAGAUAAAAAUAUGAAAAAUAAUGACUGCACAGGAAAAUUUUGUGUUUUAUAGAAGGAAAUAAACUUCUGGUGUUAUAAAGUCAUAGAUAUUUGUGUUUAUCUUAUUUUAUAUUGAAUUUUAACUAAGGUUAUGAUCAUUCAAUGUUUUGUGGGUUUGUCAUUCUUUUGAUAAUCUUUAAAUGGUUUAAACUUAGAUUUUCUCAAACAUUAAUUAAUAAGGAAAACAAUAAACAAAGUUGGUUUAUUGACAUAGA
This is a messenger RNA of Mytilus trossulus (common blue mussel), 2533 nucleotides long. RefSeq lists its product as uncharacterized. The transcript is spliced from 9 exons. The coding region runs from base 144 to 1832 and encodes 562 amino acids. The record is from RefSeq and is a predicted model, not a curated record. Lineage: Eukaryota; Metazoa; Mollusca; Bivalvia; Mytilida; Mytilidae.